Molecule: messenger RNA, 687 nt
Organism: Trifolium pratense (red clover)
Lineage: Eukaryota; Viridiplantae; Streptophyta; Magnoliopsida; Fabales; Fabaceae
Product: LOB domain-containing protein 16-like
Exons: 2
Coding region: 39-599 (186 amino acids)
Biological process (GO): hormone-mediated signaling pathway; positive regulation of DNA-templated transcription
Cellular component (GO): nucleus
Source: RefSeq, a predicted model, not a curated record
UUGGUUUCUAGCUACUUAAUUAAUUAACCUAAAACUUUAUGGCUUCUGCAAAUGGAUCUGGCUCCGGCUCAGGCUCAGGAUCUCCAUGUGGGGCUUGCAAGUUCCUCCGUAGAAAGUGUACAUCUGAAUGCAUAUUUGCACCUUAUUUUUGUUGUGAACAAGGAAGUAUUAGAUUUGCAGCCAUUCAUAAAGUGUUUGGUGCUAGCAAUGUUUCCAAGAUGCUCUUGAAUAUACCUGCUCAUGAUCGUCCUGAAGCUGUUGUAACAAUUGCUUAUGAAGCUCAAGCUCGUAUUAUAGAUCCUGUUUAUGGUUGUGUCUCCCAUAUUUUUGCCUUACAACAACAGGUAGCAAGCUUGCAAGCACAACUGAUGCAAGCAAAGGUACAGCUAAGUCAAAACCUGGAGGAGUCAAAGAACAUGGAGAAUCAAUGGUCAGGGAAUGUUGUUAGUCAACAACAAUUAAUCAAUCCAUUUUGUCCCACAAAUAUGAACCUUGUAUCUCCUAAGAGCUCACUUGAUUCAAUUGAUUAUAGCAGCUGCAGUAUCAAUGAUGGAAUGAGCAUACAAGACAUACUAAGCAACAAAUUAAAGAGACAUUAAUCAUAAUUAAUGAUGGGAAACUAUAAUUAGGCUAGCUAUAAAGUUAGUCUUCUUUAAUUUGUUUCCUUGAAGGAUAUAUAAUGUUGAG